Amoebophrya sp. A25 is the source of this 3450-nucleotide messenger RNA. NCBI's taxonomy places the organism in Eukaryota, Dinophyceae, Syndiniales, Amoebophryaceae. The record is from the annotation of a GenBank genome assembly.
GCAACAAGCAGCCUUAGCCAGGAAGUAUCGUGAAGAGCUCACACGUGUCAGACAUGUGAAAGACGCGGAUGAAAAGUCCUACCUCGCAACGUCUUCCGAAGGAUCCUCCGACAGUGUGGGUGGCUCUCCCUCUCCUUCUCCUUCUCGUCCUCAGGGUGAUCCUCAGAAAAGCCUAGAAGUAGAACCUCUUGACAGGAGUGAUGAAGACCGUGAUAGGAAAAGCCUAGAAGUAGAACCUCUUGACGGUGACCACGAAGACCAGCAUUUCCUAACCCACGAUGAAAAGGACCAACUGUUAGAAGUAGCGUGGAUGGAGGAGCAUGCUCCUUUAGGGCAAUUACAAGAGAUAGAUGGCGGUUCUGAAGAAGGAGAAGUUGUGAUGAACGGAGCAGCUGACUUUUCGAAGAGGAAACUAGAGCAGUUUCUUCAAUCUGGCGGAAAAGAAGAGGAUGACGAAGAGGAACUCGCACGCUUGCCCCUUCUACGUCUGUUGUCGCAGCUUUUAACGGCAGGAGAGACGCAGGUCAACGUGACGCGUGCAGCAACGUUGCCGCUUCUUGGAGCUUUGGCAUCUAUUCUGGAAAAUCGGAAUUUUUCCACUUUGCCAGCUUGUUAUUCUAGACUGCUUGCAAGGCUUCUCGUUUACAAUGAAGCAGUGCUGAGGGAUGCUUCGCAUACAAUUGCAGAACAAGAUUUGGAACCGUAUGUGAAUAUUGCGAAACAAGCGUCGAGUGCUUCCCUGAAUCUUCAUGGUCAGCAGCAGAGUAAUUCUUCUAGGACUUCAGCUUCAACCAACACCCGUCGUCUUGACCCUGACGUCGUAGCUGCCAUUUCCUCUAGCAGCCAUAGUGAAGGGGAAGCUAGAGUGCCAAAAGGGUUUCCCUCGACGUCUACAGCCACUAGGUCCGUUCAGACGGCUUCGUUUGGCCGCGCUGCUCCGACUUCUUCCCCCACUGCUACACCAGGGGCAAGCCUUUCCCGUGCGGAGGAAUUGUCUCAGUCCAGUGCAUUUGUUCGUUUGACAACCUUGUGCUUCCUGGAACGACAUCCAGCCCUCGCUUCCAGUGUCGCCUUUGCGCUUGUGUCCUUCCUCGACAAACAGGCCAGGCAGACUGGUGCGCGUGUUGCCAAGAAAACCAAGAACAAAGACGCUAAGAAGAACGGAAAUACGGGAGCUAAUGCAGCUGCAGCUGCUUCUCCUACAACGUUUCAAGAUGGCUCUUCUACCAAUAAUAAUGCCAACCAGCAAGAAGGUUUCAAACCUCUCGUGCCUAACAAUCUAAGCGACUACCACCGAGCUCAAUUGCGUGCUUGGCAAGCCAUUGUAGUUUUGCUGAACGUCAUGGAGCCCCAUUGGCUAGCUGCGAUUGUGCCUCGUAUCAUGUGGCACUUCGGUCUACCACAACUGCCUGACGUCCGAUCGUAUAUGGAAUACGCCUUAUGCGUGCUGGCCGAGCGGGAGCAAAGAAGACGAGAAGAUAUUGGCACGAAAAUGAAAACUCGCUACAACGGGGGGAGUAAGGCUGCAAGUGGAGGUCGUGUAUCGGAGUAUUUCACUCGGGAGUUGACUCGCAUCUUGGAUGAAGUUGGCACGGGGACUCCACAAGUCUUGGCUUCUGCGAUUUUAGUAGCAGGUUACUGGGCAGAACGAACACAGCUGCUGCCGCGAGAACUUCUGCUCAAUACGCUGUUGGUUCCCUACUUGACCAGCAACGUUGCUUUGGUACGUGGAACCGCGCAACUAGUCUACUACAGACUGUGCACCAUGUCGGGUAUAACUGCUGCUUCAUCCAGCGCUACGAACCCGGCUCCUGCAGGCGAACGACGACUUGUGAAUGCCUCUCGACGCAUCACCGCAAGUAGGCAACAAGCAGAUGGUGUUUCGUCUGGGGAAGUCGUAACUUGUUUCUCACCUGAAGAAGAAGACGAGAGCACCAGCAUUUCCUUUGCUGAGGACCAAAAGAGAGAUGAUCGAAGUGGUAGUGCCUCAAGAACAAAUAAGACUUCUACACGCUUGUUCAAAAACAAUGAGACUCCUGCACCAGCAUCUGGUGCGUCUAGAGCAAACCCUAAUCAUGCUGCUGCAAGAAGAGGAUCUUCACCACGGGCACGGCCUACUUCGCGUAGUCCUUCUCCUGCAUCCAGAACAGCACUUGGGACACGCGAACAAGAUCAGCAAAGGUCCCUCCAGUUCCACCACGCCCAACAGCUCCUCAGAAUGCUCACCGAGCACAAAGACAGCGUCAAGAUGCGCCAACGCCUCGAGCAAAACCUAGACUCCUGGGCUCCAUGGGAAAGGAGUCAGAUCAGCACACUGUUUAACAAUAGAGACGCUGUCUACGACUAUCGGCCGAACUGGAUGUUCUUGCAAGAGAUGAAGCAAGCUAUAGACGUGGAAAUGCAGGGGUUGUGGCACAAGCAUACGGAAGCGGAUGAGGCGUUAAAAGUGGGACCUGCCGGGUACAUCUGGCUGGACGAAUCUGAAGGGUUGUUGGAGGACUUGAGAAGGAAGGUAGCUGUAGCUGAGAGUGGCUCUAGUGCUGUUCCACAAGAAAGUGUCCAAGGACAACUUCUCGCUGAAGAUCAAAAGACGAUGGGCGAACAAACGAGUGCAACUGGCGAACAAGUAGAAGUCCAACUGCAGCGAAAAUUUGACCCUUUUGCUGGCAGUGCGGGACAGCUGGACGAACUGUUUUUGUCUCUAGGUGCUGCUGAUCAAGCUUCCGACCAAAAAUCUGGUAGAGAACGAAGCAAUUUGAUAGUUUGCGCUUCUUUGAUCGACAAGAUUCCGAACCUGGCAGGUUUGUGUCGUACCUGCGAGAUCUUCAGUGCUGAGGCGCUGGUCGUGAACAACAAGGACUGCGUGAAAGACCCUUCUUUCACGUCGGUUUCAGUCACUGCAGAACGGUGGCAACCUUUACUCGAAGUGCCAAUCUUGGAUGACCUCCUCACCGCUCAGAGAGAUGGCAGAAGUACUAGCAAGAAGUAUGCCAAAUUAGCAGAAUUCCUAUCCCUCCAGCAGCAGCUAGGCUACAAAAUCGUAGCAGUGGAGCAAACGCAUAGUAGCGAAUGCCUCAGCAAAUUCCGCUUCCCUCAAAAGAGCAUCCUACUUUUAGGCGCUGAGAAGGAGGGUCUACCUGCGGAAUUGUUGCAUUUGUGUGACAGCUGUGUCGAAAUCCCACAGACGGGAAUCAUCCGGUCUUUGAAUGUGCAUGUUUCAGCUGCCAUGUGCGUGUGGGAAUACACGAAACAGCACUGUGUUGCUUGAAGUGAUUUGCCAUACGGGCUGAUAAUAUGAGUGUCGCACUCAAUUGAACAAGUAGAGCAACUCACAAAUGUCAACCCGACUUCUACUUCUAUUUGCAUAUUUCUGCAUCAUUUUCGAAUUCAAGCUGCCCCUCAGCACCAACUGAACACGAAUCUCUGUGCAGCAUAGAGAUACUGCAUCGC